This is a messenger RNA of Naegleria gruberi, 3066 nucleotides long. RefSeq lists its product as uncharacterized. Gene Ontology annotation, molecular function: calcium-dependent cysteine-type endopeptidase activity. Gene Ontology annotation, biological process: proteolysis. Bases 1 to 3066 code for a protein of 1021 amino acids. The transcript has 2 exons. The record is from RefSeq and is a predicted model, not a curated record. Lineage: Eukaryota; Heterolobosea; Eutetramitea; Acrasida; Naegleriidae.
AUGUCGAAAUCACCCUCACUCUCAAAGAAAGCACCAUCCAAAGGAGGGAAAAAGAAUGACAAAGUUGAGAUCACUCUUCUCUCCGAUACGAUAUACUCCAGUAGUGAAUAUGAGGAAAAAGUAUUUCCAGAGUGGAAUGAGGAAGUUUUAAAACAAUUAAUGGAGAGGGAUAAACAAUUAUUGGGAGAUCCUGAAGAAGUAUCUGCUCAAACAAAUAAGAGACCUCCAUCAAAUAGUAAGAAAAAAGGGUCUACAACAGAGGAUGCAUUUAAAGAUGUUAUUGCAAAGGAUUCUAGUGAAAUAGUGUUCAACGAAAAAUGUUCGGAAUUUUCUUCUCAAGUCAAGGAAUGGAAAUCAAUCAAAUCAAAAUGGGAACCAAGGAUAUCUAGAGAUCUCUUCCCAGCCCAUCCUUACUACGAGAGGAUAAAAGCAAAAGAACCGCCAAAAUCUUCAGUUCCCGAAACUAAAUCAAAAACUAAAAAAGUUGAAGAAAAGGAACCAGUUCCUGUUCAACAAGAAUUGACUUUGGAUUGUGAUGAAGAAGAAAUUGUUGUGGAAGACUUUGAAAAAUACACCAAAGUUCUUGACAUUUCUAACAAAGGAGGGUGGACCAAGGCAUUCGUUUCAGCUCUUUACCAAAUUGAGGAAUGCAAAGAAAUGAUUCCUUUUGGAUCCUAUCUUUGGGAAAGAAUAUGGCCAAAACGACCAGGUAGUGAUGUAUUACCUGAUAUCUCACCAUGGGGAAGAUACUACAUUAAACUUCGUUACAAAGGAAAAGAAAGAAUUGUAAUAGUAGAUGAUAAGCUCCCACAUGAUGCAAAUGGUAAAAUAAUGUUUCCAAUUUCUCCCUAUGAUGAAUUCUGGCCUUCAAUAAUUUUGAAAGGAAUUAUUGCUCUUUCAAAUGGAGAAGAACAUUUGGCAUUUACAGAUCCUCUGUGGUGCUUCUCUUGCCUAUUUUCUGACUUUUCCAUGCAACCAGUUUCAUGUGAAAGUAUUCUAGAUGUAAUCUCUCCUCUGACACUUUCCCUUCAAUCACACAAGGAAUGGAAAUCUACCUUCAGUUUAGUUAAAUAUCUUUGUAGGGCACCAAUGGAUUGCGAUCAAACUAAGAGAAAACUAAUGUUUUUAAAAUGUAAAAAAGAUGUAGAUAUAGAAUCACAAGGACUUAAAAAAGAUAAUUUAUUCAGAAUUGAGGAUAUUUCUGUAUUCAAAGGUCAUACUUUACUAAGAAUUAUUUCAAAUGAUGUUGCUUGGGGUGGAAAAUACUCUUACAAGAAUUCUUCUAUUUGGACAGCAGAUUUUGAAAUUGAAAUUGGAUUCUGUUAUCAAGAUAGAAGAAUUGAAAAAAGAAUGAAAGAUUUUUGGAUUGACUUGGAAGAACUGCAAGACUACUUUGACUGCGUAUAUGUUGCACAUGAAAUUACACAAUUUAAAACAGUUGCCUUCCUUGGAAAACAUGUGACCACCACUAGCCCAAUUGUUUUCUAUGUAACAGAAACAUCUAGGUUAUUCGUACGGGUAAUGGGAAUCAAGGAUGAAGUAAAGCCAAAAGUGUCUAUUCAAAAGGCCAGUAAUUGGAAGAAACUAACUCCUAGCAAACUAAUUUAUGACUUUACAAUUUCUGGGUUUGAUAGCAUCCUCCCUGUAACUCUUCCAUGUAAAGAUGAUUUUGACAUUUUCGAAAUAAGAUUUACGAAUAUUGAGAAUCAAUAUGUCGAAUUUAUUAGCGAAAAGCCAUUAACUUUUGGUAAACAAGAAGAUAUUUAUACAACAAAACUCAGUCAAUCCAUACAAAGAACUGGUGCCUUAUCAUCUCCGACUCACAAAAAUAACGAGUGGAAAGUUUGGAGCAUAGAUCUAGAAGCAACCACUUACUCCUUAGAAACAAUAUCAGAGAAUGAUGUUUUCGAUUUAGAUGUAGCCAAGUCACUCUCUUUACAAGCUUUACCACUUCAGGGAAGAUAUUUCACAAAUCAGGAACGAGAGUUAUUUAGGUAUAGAGUUGAUUCUGGUGAGAAGGCCAACUUGGGCUUUAGGCUCCUCCUUAGUGAGAGUAUUCCUAUUAAGCUGUCUGUAUUUAAAGUUGAAAAUGAUAGUACAACAUCUUUGUUGGAAUUCCAAACAUUUGAUAAUGAAAGUGAGAUUGUAGUCUCCAACUUGGUAGUGUUUCCAAGUACUAAAACAUUAGCAAUUGGAUAUUUACUUGUCUGUGCAAUAGAUGAAGAUACAUCGUUGAGAUAUCUUGAGAGCAGACUUGAGAAUGCUGGGAUUGAAUUUCAAAAAUAUUUGAAAGAAAGGGCAAAUAACACUUCACUCACUGAUCUCAAGCUCGAAGAUGAAAGACCAGUAGUUGUUGAUACUAAGAUUGCCAAAAAGGAUGCUAAAAAACCAGCAUCAGCAAAGAAACCUGCAGCAACAACUCAAAAAGCCAAAAAGGAGCCUCCCAAGAUACCAACCAAACAAGACAAACCAGUCCUACUCGCAAGUCAAUACGUGGAAGGAUGUGAAAAUAGCUCAGCAAGUACUUUAUUCUACUCUAUGGACAUGUUUUCCACAACACCUAAUAUUAUUUUCCAGGAAGUCAACCUUAAAAAGCAAAAGAUUGACCAAAUGACAGAAGAGUGGGAAACUACAACUGCUCAACAUGCCGAUAAGGGAAAAGCAGCAAGAGAAAAGUACAUUAAGCAAAAUCUUGCUCGUAUUCUUUCUCAAAAAGAGCAUUCCCCUAGAGCCGAGCUCAAGAUUGAAAAACGAGAAGAAUCACCUUCUGAUAGAAAAGACAGAGAAGCAAAAGAGAAGGAAGAAAAUGAAAAGCUUAUUGCCCAAAUCAAAGAGAAAAGAGCUGAAAGAUCAAAAUCCUUUGAAAAGCUUGUUAAUGAAAUAACAGAGCAAAAGCUUCAAACAUUAGCCACAUCCAUGAAAGAGAGCUUUGUUGAAAAUCAAAAGCAGAUUAUUGCUUUGAAGGAACAAACUCUUGAAGAGGAAAAGAAGAAAGAAAUUGACAGAAUGAAUGAAGAGAAGAAUAAGAAGAGUCUUCCUAAUACUGCAAGAAAGCCAGCUAAAUGA